Molecule: messenger RNA, 453 nt
Organism: Calliphora vicina (urban bluebottle blowfly)
Lineage: Eukaryota; Metazoa; Arthropoda; Insecta; Diptera; Calliphoridae
Exons: 1
Coding region: 1-453 (150 amino acids)
Source: RefSeq, a predicted model, not a curated record
AUGCGUGUAUUUGUGAUGUUGUUUGCAAUUUGCUUGGCAGUGGUGGCUGUUUCAGGUGGUGGCAAAAAAGGUGGCGGUGGAGGUUAUGGCGGUGGUGGUGGAAAAGGAGGCGGCGGCGGCGGUUACAUUGUAUUCUCCAAAGGAGGUGGUGGUGGUGGCGGCAAGAAGGGAGGCGGUGGCGGUUAUGGUGGUGGUGGUUAUAGCAGCGGUGGAGGUGGUGGUAAAAAAGGUGGUGGCGGCGGAGGAUAUGGCGGUGGUGGUGGUGGCAAAAAAGGUGGUGGCGGCGGAGGUUAUGGCGGUGGUGGUGGAAAAGGCGGCGGCGGAGGUUACGUUAUCAUCUCCAAAGGAGGCGGUGGUGGCGGUGGCAAGAAGGGAGGUGGUAGCGGUUAUGGCGGUGGUUCCAGUGGAGGCUAUGGUGGUAAAGGAGGUGGUGGAGGUGGUAAAGGAUGGUAA